Messenger RNA from Coregonus clupeaformis (lake whitefish), 1802 nucleotides. Its product is annotated as osteoclast-stimulating factor 1. Lineage: Eukaryota; Metazoa; Chordata; Actinopteri; Salmoniformes; Salmonidae. The record is from RefSeq and is a predicted model, not a curated record. Gene Ontology annotation, molecular function: protein binding. The transcript is spliced from 10 exons. Gene Ontology annotation, biological process: signal transduction. Bases 124 to 768 code for a protein of 214 amino acids.
UCCGCCUAGUUGGUUCUGUUAGUAUUUCCUCAUUGGAAGUGAGGAAGUGCCUAUUUUAUGUUUGGACAGUAAGCAACGUUUUCAGAAUAAAAUAAGGCGUAGCUACUGUUUAAAAGUCUGAAGAUGUCCAAACCGCCUCCCAAGCCAGCCAAACCAGGCCAGGUCAAGGUGUUCCGAGCCAUGUUCAACUUUGACCCCCGAACGCCAGAUGAGCUCUACUUUGAAGAAGGAGACAUCUUGUAUAUCUCUGAUACGAGUGACAGCAAUUGGUGGAAGGGGACCUGCAGGGGAAGGAACGGCCUCAUCCCAAGCAAUUAUGUGGCCGAGCAGGCGGAGUCCAUUGACAACCCAAUGCAUGAGGCAGCUAAAAGAGGGAAUCUGAGUUGGCUGAGGGAGUGUCUGGAGAACAAAGUGGGAAUUAAUGGACUGGACAAAGCUGGGAAUACUGCCCUCUACUGGGGAUGCCACGGAGGACACAAAGAUGUGGUGGAGAUCUUGCUGGGGCAGUCUAACGUUGAGUUGAACCAGCAGAAUAAACUGGGAGACACUGCAUUGCAUGCUGCCGCCUGGAAGGGAUACUCUGACAUAGUGGAGAUGUUACUGAAUAAGAAUGCCAGGAUGGAUAUUAAGAACAACGAGAAGAAGCUGGCUCUGGAGAUGGCCACCAAUGCCCAGUGUGCCUCUCUCAUCAAGAGGAAACAAGGAGGCAAUAUCACACGUACACACAGCAACGCCGAUGAGUACCUUGAUGACGAAGACUCUGACUGAUUCCCCCCUUCGGAGUGGGCUAUCUGAGGCCUGUCUCUCAUGGGGUGGGGGGAGUUUGGGGGUUGCAGUGUGUGGGGCAUAAAUAGCUUGGGGGGGAUACAUUUUUACACAUAUUUUAUCCUAACAUCUGUUCAAAGAAUGGUUAACAAAAGUAAUAUAUUUCAUAAUAAUAAACCUUAGGGCCUUGAUGGGGUCGAGAAGGGAGAGACAGACGUUGUCUUUAUAAUUUAGAUGAUCGGUUGUUCUAAGGGAACCAAUGGCGAGGGUUCCACUGUUGCUGUAUCUCCAGGCGAGUCGGUGAUUGCUAACAUCAGAGGUUGAAACCAAGAGCCUCGACAUGCGAUUACUUCCUAAAAAAUAGACCCUGGACCAAUAAGCCUCUUUCCCAUUAAAGGUGGUCUGAACCUACAUCGCAGGUGUUGCAGGAAGUGACCGCAUGUUGAGUCUCUGGGUUCAUUUAUCUCUGGCGCUAGUAAGCAAUGGCUCGCACAAAGAUGGUGCGAUACUGAAAUUAGGCUAUCGACAUACUUUCCUCUGCUUUGUUUGUCUGUUUAGACUUAACCUCAUGCUGAAAGUAACCUAAUGGACUCGUAAUACAUAUGUAGUAAUGGUCUGUUAAUGCAUUUUCUGCAUUGUCAAAUGUGAACAUUCAAAUAACCAGGAGCUGGGUUGUUACUGUCACCAAUCAUAUAUAAUCUCUCAUGGAAUACGGUCAUAUUAGUAGGUGUGCUGUGCAAAACAUUUACUUCUCCAAUAUAAAUAUAUUCUCUUCACUGGGGAUUUGGAAAGUGCCACUGCAUUUUCUGAAUUUCCUUUCUAUCCCUCUUAAAUGUAUUGUUGUUCGUCACUGACCGCUACGCCAUUGUUAAAAGAUAUGUUGCUAAAAGUGCCUGAAGCCGUAAAGUGUGUAUGUGAAUGAGUCACCUGAUCUGAUGUCUUUCAUAAAGAUGUUUUCAUCAUUGUUGAUUAAUCUUUUUGGCUAACUGCAUUGUCUGUACUGUCAAAACUAUGCAAUAAAAUUGUUUUAUCUAUAA